UAGUUCUCACUCCAUUAGGCGAGUCGAGUGGCUUGCGCCAAUUUAGUUUGACACUGCAGUCGCUCGCUAGCACGUGCGUUGAACGCGCGUGUCCGCCAUCUUGCAAAGCUAGUUUUGGCGCCAACAUUUUUGAUUUACGAAUCAGACUUUUGACAAAAACUAGAGGGUAUUUAGAUGGUCUAUUGUAAAUUAUAAUAAGUGUUCAGUGCAAAUUAGGAGUUAUGAAGAUGACGGUGAAUCGAAUAAGAGUUGUGGUGCUCGGGAGCGCCCGGUCCGGUAAAUCGGCGGUGGUGGUGCGGUAUUUGACGAAGCGGUACAUCGGUGAAUACAGUUCAACUGGCGAUUUCCUUUACCAACAUCGAGUCGCGUUUGAUGGUGCUACCUCAGAAGUAGAGGUGUUGGAUACGUGUGGUUGUGCGAAACGAGGAUGUCUGGCGGAGCACUUGCGUUGGGGCGAUGCAUUCGCGGUGGUGUACUCAGUUUGUGACCGGCGCUCCUUCCUGGCUGCGGCUGAGCUUCUAGCUCUAUUGGAGAGAACGAGACUGCCUGGCUGUGCAGCCGUCACACUGCUAGGGAAUAAAAGGGACCUGGAACAUGCGAGGUGUGUAAAAGCUGAAGAAGGUCAAGAGCUAUCGUUGCGGUUCGGUUGCCAGUUCUACGAGGUGUCUGCGGCGGAGUCUUGCGCUGGCGCGGCGCUCGCUUUCCACGCGCUGUUGCGGGAAGCGCGCUCUCUGGCGCUACUGCUGCCCGCACCGCGUCGCAAACUCGCCGCUUACUCUGUCUCUAAGGUGAUUGGGACGAUUCUCGGAUUGAGCAACAAGAGCGUAAGGAAGAAAAGACCAUCUCUCAGCAUAUGAUUCGGCUCUUGCUGAUCGUCUACUGGAUUUCGUUGUUCACUCCGCGAUAGGAGUAUCUUUUCUUUCUGCGCGAUGCAGAAUACUUUGUUGGAAAGCGGGCCGCGGCUUGGGAGUACGGAAAUGACGUGAAGGAAUCUCGGUAUGAAGCUUUUGAAAGAUGGCCAAUUUCUACUUUGUAUAAUUCCUUUCCAUUGUUAUGAAUACUAUUGUAUAUUGUUAUUUGUGUAAAUAAAAUAAUUUGCUACGCAUGUUUAAUAUAUUAAAUAGUUGAAUACCACAGUGUGCCUUUACUACCAGUACUUUUUUAAUUUUCAAGUAUCUUAUUAAAGAGAUUUCAUUGUUACUGAAUUGUAUUGUUAUUAUAUUAGACUGAUAUAUUAAGAUAAUUUUGAAAUGAAAACGCAGAUUCACUCUGGUUAAAAAAUAAUUUGGUAAAACAAAUGGAGAAAGAUUGUAUUUUAUAAGGGAAAAAAAAGGGAAUUUACAUUCAAGGAAUAAAAUUUAAGUGUGAUACGAAGUUAUAUUGAAAUAUGGAUUUAAUGUGUACUUUAGAAUACAAUUGUUAAAUGCAAUACAAUAUUCCCUUGAGUUAGGUAUUUGAUUUUCACUUUGGAAUUAUUAAAACACUUGAUUUAUUCCUUUUUAGACCCUUCUAUCUUACAAGAUUACGGUAAUGAUAUUGAAUCAAUCCUAAAUUGUAUAAGUUGGCAUGUUCCUUUAGUAUGAAUAGUAGGAUGUGUAAAGAUCAAAGAGUAAACAAGGAUCUAACAUGUGAUUAAUAUUCCUUGAUUAUUUCCUCAUUUAAUUUAUUUCUUAAUUUUAUCCCACCUUGACUUAUAUCAGUCAUAUUACGUUUAAGAUUUUGCUUUUUUUAAUAAUUCCGGAUAAGUACCAAUAUUUGAAUAUUUUGAAUUCAGAUGUCUUUGA
This is a messenger RNA of Papilio polytes (common Mormon), 1784 nucleotides long. Its product is annotated as ras-related and estrogen-regulated growth inhibitor-like protein. Gene Ontology annotation, molecular function: GTPase activity; GTP binding. The record is from RefSeq and is a predicted model, not a curated record. The transcript is spliced from 6 exons. Bases 222 to 857 code for a protein of 211 amino acids. Lineage: Eukaryota; Metazoa; Arthropoda; Insecta; Lepidoptera; Papilionidae.